UGUCCCGGCGCGGUUAUACCGACGGGGAAUCGUAAGUUCGCGAUUUUACGAUAGUUUUCUUAAUGUGAACUUUUGUGUCGUGACCGAGCUGUGACUUCAUGAGAGAUACUUCAAAUAUGAAGAUGAAGAGAAAGCACAGAGAAAUGACAGAGUAGAACCGUAUAUAAAAGACACUCCAUAAUGUGAUCCAUUCGAAAGCGAUGUCUACUAAAACACCAAACAUAUAUAUCACAACAUCACACUUCCAAAAUCUAAACCUAUCAAAGAGAUCGAAUACAGAGUUGAUCAAAGAAAACAAUUUCAACGAAGCUGUUUACGAGAAAGAUGAUGAUAAAAAUAAAGGCAAAGAUGCUAGUGACUUUAUGAUGCUGGUUGAAGAUUUUAGUGAUUAUUUUUAUGGGAAUGCUAGCCACGAAGUGUUUAGUGCACAUAAUCAAACGCUAGAGAUCUUAAACGAUGUAUAUACCAACUGUUCCUACAAUGGUACGUUUAACGUGUCUUGUUUCGGUCGAGUUGAACCAAUGCCGCAGUAUAACUUCUGGGCCUUGUUGCUGUUGAUAUUUCCAUUUUUCACGCUGUUCGGCAAUGUGUUGGUGAUUAUGAGUGUAGUGAGGGAGAGAACACUGCAGACAGUAACGAACUAUUUCAUAGUGAGUCUUGCUGUUGCUGACUUGCUGGUUGCCGUUGUCGUGAUGCCUUUCGGAGUUUAUUAUUUGGUACACGGCUCUUGGGGGUUGCCAGCGUUCGUAUGUGACGUUUACAUCGCAAUGGAUGUCACUUCAUCUACGUCCAGUAUUUUCAAUCUCGUGGCCAUCUCCGUGGAUAGGUACAUAGCGGUAACCCAGCCGAUCAAAUACGCGAAGCACAAAAACAAUAGGCGUGUGUGGUUUACGAUUGUGCUUGUGUGGAUGAUAUCUGCUGCCAUCGGUGCUCCCAUCGUCCUCGGACUCAACGACACUCCGGACAGGAACUACGACGAGUGCCUCUUCAACAGCCUCAACUAUGUUCUCUACUCCUCACUUGGCUCUUUCUACAUUCCCUGCAUCAUGAUGAUGUUCCUCUAUUAUAAUAUUUUCAAGGCUCUAAGGAAACGAGCUAAGAAACAAAGAGCAGCUAAGAAGCCACCCGUGGCAGGGGAGCCUCUAACGGGCACUUCUACGGCGGUUAUCAUUGAGAACAUCACGCAGACCAGACAGUUGGAGACCGCGCUAGACGACCGGCCUACUAACACCGGCUCGGGGAGUAACGAGGAUGAUCAUGAGGACAGCUUCGACAAGAGAUCGAUCGAGUUGGACGUAGACGCAGACGAGUGCCACGUGAUACCAAACGACAAGUCUACAGAAUUUAUGCUGGCCACAGUCACUGAGGAGACUCACAAAUCACCUUUGAAGAAGCUCAAGACUCAAAUAAAUCAAGAUCCCAACGGCAACAAUGACUCAGGAUAUGCUGCAUCCAAUAUGGAGGAUCACCUACGGGAACACUCAUCACCUCCCGUUUCGCCGGCGAUGAGAAAUGCUACCGUGAUGAAGAAUAUGUCUUGUGAUAAGUGGAAAAAGAACGGGAAGAGAUUAGAAAAUGAUUCCAGAAACGCAUCACUGGCAUUUCGAUCAGAAGACGAUCUUGCCUCCAGCCAUUACGACAUCCGAGAGGGAUCCAACAGCAAGAAAGAAAGAAAGGCAAGCUCUACAGCACGCUUUACAAUUUACAAGGCAAACAAAGCAAGCAAGAAGAAGCGGGAGAAGUCUUCGGCGAAAAAAGAAAGAAAGGCAACUAAGACAUUGGCUAUUGUUUUAGGAGUAUUUCUCUUCUGCUGGACCCCGUUCUUCACAUGCAAUGUUUUGGAUGCCAUCUGUGCAAAAUUUGGUAUCCAGUUCUCACCAGGAGUCACUGUCUUCAUCCUUAACACAUGGCUCGGCUACAUUAACUCUUUUCUUAAUCCCGUUAUCUAUACAAUUUUUAACCCUGAAUUCAGAAAAGCAUUUCGAAAAAUACUCAAGUGUGGUCCCUAGCGUUUGGACUAUGUUAUUGUUUUUCACUAAAAUAUCUUUUUAGAUGAUAGACGCUAUAUUUGGUGUAUAUCUUAUCUCUGAUAUAUAAAAAUGUACCGAAAUCUUGAAAAAUGUAAAUAAAUGUAUAAAACAACGA
Molecule: messenger RNA, 2145 nt
Organism: Leptidea sinapis
Lineage: Eukaryota; Metazoa; Arthropoda; Insecta; Lepidoptera; Pieridae
Product: dopamine D2-like receptor
Exons: 9
Coding region: 201-2009 (602 amino acids)
Biological process (GO): adenylate cyclase-activating adrenergic receptor signaling pathway
Cellular component (GO): membrane
Molecular function (GO): dopamine neurotransmitter receptor activity, coupled via Gi/Go; G protein-coupled receptor activity
Source: RefSeq, a predicted model, not a curated record